CUUGGGAUCCAACAAAUCCUUCGUUGCGCCCCGCUUCCGAUGGCGCUGCGUUCUCUGGUUCGCCGCCUCUCGCUCGGUCGUCUUCUCCCGUUCGCCCCCUUGCUUCACUCUCGUAGCCAAGUCGUUGUGUUCGGCUUCGGAUCUUGAGGGUUUGGCAUGCGCCUUCGUUUGGGGCUUCGGUUGCUGCAGCAGUGUGGUUACUAAUGUCGGAACUGUAGCUGAAGUGGUGGUCUGUCAUGGAUUCCAAAAGAGAUGGGACGUCGAUCACGCCCCUGCGGACCAGUGACCGGCUCCGGCGACGGCCUAAGUACUUUGGCCGGCCUUACUUGUACUACAAGCCUAUGAUUAGGAAGAGGAUCAAGUCCAAGAGGAGGACCGCAGCUUCCCAGAUUGUGAAGAAGUUGCUGAGGCCUAGAAAUCGCUCUAUUAAGAUGCCAUCUUCAAAUUCUAUUGUAACAAACUUACGCCGUUCCACAAGAAAAAGAAAGAUGUCUAUAAAUUUAGAAGAUUAUGACACAGAUACCUCUGCAUCAGAAGAUGAUGAUUUAAUGGCUCCCAGGUAUCGAUCUUCAAAGAACAAGACAGAGCAUAAUGUUCGCCAUGACAGAGUAUCAGCCUCGCUCAGGAGGGAAAAGAUUGCAAUAACCAACUCCCUUCCUCGUCGUGAGGGAUUGCGACCUAGAAGGUCUCUCAAUGGGAGAAGAGCACAACCAUAUCAAGAAUCAGAGGAAGGUCAAGACAGCUCUGAAGACCAAAUGACCGAAGAUGAGACAGAAAAUGGAAAUGAUGUGGAUGAGGAUGCUGUCAAUGAAGAGGAUGGUGAUCUGGGAGAUGAUGUAGCAGAAUAUGAAGAUGUGGGAGAUCAAGUAGCAGAAGAUGGGGAUGAUGAAGAGGGUGAAGAAGAACAUGAUGGAAGGAAGCGAUACGACUUGCGGAACCGUGCAGAGGUUCGUAGGCUUAUUCCUGAAAAGGAAGGAAAACAAAAAUCCCAAUCCCCUCGAAAAUCACUUCAUCAGGGUGUGAGUUCUAAGAGUAAUAGAUAUCUAAGAAAAGGAGGACCUCGAGUUCAUAGACGUCAUCGGAUGUCAUUGCCUGACGAUUCAGAUGAUUCUCUUCUUGUGGAUGAAAUGAAUGAAGGUCCAUCUACUCAAUGGUUACGCAACAGAAGUGGGACACCUUGGCCCAUGGGUGGUCUAGAGAUGCAUGGCUCAACAGCUUGGGGAUUAAAUGUUGCUGCAUCUGGAUGGGGUUAUCAUGGCGACAAUAUUAGCUCGUUAACUCAAGGUAUUCAAACAGCUGGACAAAGCUCAAAGGGAGGGGCAGACAUUCAGCCGUUGCAAGUAGAUGAAAGUGUGAGUUUUGAAGACAUCGGAGGUCUAUCAGAGUACAUUGAUGCGUUAAAGGAAAUGGUGUUCUUUCCUUUGCUAUAUCCUGACUUCUUUACCAACUAUCACAUAACUCCUCCAAGGGGUGUUCUUCUUUGUGGUCCUCCAGGCACCGGGAAAACUUUGAUUGCUAGAGCAUUAGCAUGUGCUGCUUCUAAGGCUGGCCAGAAAGUCAGCUUUUAUAUGCGCAAGGGAGCUGAUGUUCUCAGCAAAUGGGUUGGUGAGGCAGAAAGACAGCUGAAACUGCUUUUUGAAGAAGCUCAAAAGAAUCAACCUUCAAUUAUUUUCUUUGAUGAGAUUGAUGGCCUUGCUCCAGUUAGAUCCAGCAAGCAGGAGCAAAUUCACAAUUCAAUUGUUUCAACAUUACUGGCUCUUAUGGAUGGGCUUGAUUCUCGUGGACAAGUUGUGCUGAUAGGUGCAACCAACAGAAUUGAUGCCAUUGAUGGAGCUUUGCGCCGCCCAGGACGUUUUGACCGUGAAUUUGUUUUUCCUUUACCUGGUUAUGAGGCACGAGCUGAAAUAUUGACGAUUCAUACACGCAAAUGGAAGGAACCUCCAUCAAAGGAGCUAAAGAUGGAACUUGCAGCUAGUUGUGUGGGCUAUUGUGGAGCUGAUCUGAAAUCUCUCUGCACAGAAGCUGCUAUCCGUUCUUUCCGAGAGAAGUACCCUCAAGUGUAUACUAGUGACGACAAAUUUGUAAUUGAUGUUGAUAGCAUUAGGGUUGAAAGGCAUCACUUUAUAGAAGCCAUGUCCACAAUUACUCCCGCAGCACACAGAGGAUCUAUUGUACACUCCAGGCCAUUGUCCUCAAUCAUUGCUCCUUGUUUACAAAGGCAUCUUCUUAGGAUUAUAGAAUGUCUGUCUGAUAUAUUUCCUUUCCUUUCAACUUUAGAUGCCAGCAAGCUCUCUGUUCUUUCAUAUGGCUCUGCAAUUCCUCUUGUCUAUAGGCCUCGUCUUUUGAUAUGUGGGGGUGAAAGUGCUGGAUUGGAUCAUGUUGGACCUGCUGUUCUACAUGAGUUGGAAAAAUUUCCUGUUCAUUCUCUUGGACUUCCAUCUCUACUAUCGGAUCCUAGUGCCAAGACACCAGAAGAGGCUUUGGUGCAUAUAUUCAGUGAAGCAAGAAGAACUACACCUUCUAUUCUUUACUUACCACAGUUCCAUAUUUGGUGGGAAACAGCUGAUCAGCAGCUUAAGUCUGUUUUGAUGACUCUUCUGGCUGAAUUACCUUCCAAUCUUCCUGUCCUCCUAAUAGGAACAUCAUUAGUACCCUUGGCAGAAAUGGAUGAAGAUGCAACUUCCAUCUUUGCUCUCUCUAACAUGUAUCAAGUAGACAAGCCAACUGCAAAUGACAGGUCACAAUUUUGGAAUACAGUGGUUGAAGCUCUUUUGUCUACCCAACUUGAUCAGUCAACAAACAAAUUGAAAGAACCCACUAAUCUUCCUCAACUCUCCAAGGCCCCAAAGGAUGCAAAUUGCCCCAAACCCUCAGAGCUUAAGGCAAAGAUAGAGGCUGAGCAGCAUGCUCUUCGCAGACUGAGGAUGUGUCUCCGAGAUGUUUGUAACAGGAUUCUCUAUGAUAAACGAUUCAGUGCAUUUCACUAUCCGGUGUCAGAUGAAGAUGCUCCUGGUUAUCAUUCUAUUGUUCAUAAUCCGAUAGAUAUCGCCACUAUGUUGCAGCGAGUUGAUUGUGGUCAAUACCUCACACGUGCAGCAUUUUCACAAGACAUUGACCUCAUUGCGUCUAAUGCUAAGGCAUACAAUAAAGAUGACUAUAAUGGAGCAAGGAUUGUAAGCAGAGCUUAUGAACUCCUGGAUGUGAUGCAAGGUAUGAUGGCGCAAAUGGAUCCAGCAUUAGUUUCAUUUUGCGACAAAAUUUCAUCACAAGGUGGCCCGCUGCACUUGGAUGGCAUGGAAGGUUUGGAUGUUCCAGGAGCACCUGUUGUUCAACUAGCUGCUGUUACAAGAACAAGUGCCAGACUCCGUAAUGUGCAGCCAGAGGUUAGUCUGGCACAAAGUUUUGAAGCAGUUAAGCGCCAAAAGAAAAACCCGGACAAUGACCAUACAGGUAGCGAGGCAAGAACCACCCCUGAACCUGAUUCUAUCAAGGACAGUUCUCAUUCACAAACUGAAGAUCAAGAUGGAAGUGCUCGUGUUCAACUAGAAGAUGAUACGAAUAACGAACAGCUGGAAGUAUCAAAGGUAUCCACCAACCAACCAAUCGCGGACGAAAACAUUGCUGAUGCAAAUAUUUCCGAACAAUUAGACACCGUGAAACAGCGGUUUAUGGAGCGAACUGAAGGCUACGGCAUCCCUGAGCUUGAGCAUCUCUACACACGAGCAAUAAAAUGUGCGACAGCAGUAGGUAGCAAACAUGGAGAAGGUGGUAAGCUUCUGGUUUUGAGGCAUCUUUUGGAAUUUGUAGAGGAUGAUGCAAAUUUUUAACUUCUAUUGUUAAGUCCCUUAAUGCAGUUCUUGUACAUUGAGCUUUUUAUAAAAUUUUCCUCCCUGAUUCAGCA
Messenger RNA from Zingiber officinale, 3901 nucleotides. Its product is annotated as ATPase family AAA domain-containing protein At1g05910-like. Gene Ontology annotation, molecular function: histone binding; ATP binding; ATP hydrolysis activity. The record is from RefSeq and is a predicted model, not a curated record. NCBI's taxonomy places the organism in Eukaryota, Viridiplantae, Streptophyta, Magnoliopsida, Zingiberales, Zingiberaceae. The coding region runs from base 237 to 3827 and encodes 1196 amino acids. The transcript has 11 exons. Gene Ontology annotation, biological process: positive regulation of transcription by RNA polymerase II. Gene Ontology annotation, cellular component: nucleus.